AUGAGAGAAGGAAAUCUAAAUUCCCUCUUUUCUCUUCAGCCAGGUGUAAUGUAUGUGGUCAACUCUUACCUCCACGUUCUUAAAAAUAUCGAUACAAGUUGGGGAGACCCGAAUAGUCCAUCAAGUUCAAAGAAGUCCUCAAGACGGCGGAAGUCACGCUUCUCGUCACGCAAGUCACGCAAGAACAGUCACGCGUACAGUAGUAGCUCGGAAAGCGGGCUGUACAGUGAGGAAUUUGUGAACUCUGGGUAUUAUGGAGAUGACGAAGUAGAACGCUGUCGGUGUAAAAGAUGCGUAAGCGAAGCGCGGGCAAGGAAACCCAAGCUAGACCUUGCCGCGGAUUAUGACAUUAUCAGCGUAGACUUGAGCGCGUGUUCAACGCCUAAACAGGAACCAAUACUCUAUCGCCCUAGAGAACAAACAAAUUUUGAUGAAUACAUUAUUAUUCCUUCGUCUAAAGAGGAGUUCAUUUCUGGAGAACCAGCACACAGCACCCCUCUUGAAGGAGCAAAAACUGGUGAUUUUAACAUCAGCGCGGGUCCGCCUGUUAGAGUUGAUAUUCAAAACGCGCUAAAUAAAUGUUUAUCAUGCACUUUGUUAGAGGACACUGAAAGUGAUAGUUUGUCACCAAAGCGCCGACCUUUACCAUUGCAGCGGAUAUCGAGCAACGGUUCUGGAGUAUGUUGGUGGAGAGAAAAUAUUGUAUGGCAGCUUAAACAGCGGAACGAUGCGGAGACAAAAAGAUUCUCACAGCUCCAGGCCGAGGGACAAAGAUGCCGAGCCAAGGUAAGAAUAAACAGGGAACUUGCGGAUUAUUUAAAUAAGUAUGGUGAACUAAGUCAUCCGAAUGAACCUUCAGUGAGUACUACUGCCUCACUGAGCAUGGAGGUUGAGUCAAUUGAUAGAUCGGAGCUGGCUUUAGCGAUAAGAAGUCAUGGGACAUCCAGCUUUUUAGCGGAUGAGGUCGAUGCUGAGAGACGUGUUAGAACGGACAGCAUCGCGCAUUUAGCGAGCACUUACCUCAAUCGACAAAGAACUCUUGCGGAAGAAAAACAGACGGAAAGUGAAGAUUCAUACUCACCCGGAUGUGAAAAAUCCCGUAUGAGCACCAAGUUCGUGAAACGUGCAGCGGGUAAAAAGUGGCGGGAAAAUAUUGUAAACCAGCUACAGAUGCGGAACUUUCUAGAAUGCAAGUACUUUACUGAUGCUUUAGUGCGUAGAACCAUGUCUCAGUUAAGUACAUCAGAGAAAGUGUUGCCAACUCAUGGACGUGGUUUGGAAGAGUACGAUAUUAUUUCAGAGGAAGAAGUUAGUAGCCUGGACUCUGCAAGUACAGUUAUGAAUUCUACUCAUUCAACUUCCCUGUCCCAAGGUUACAUCUCUGCACCGUUCAGUAGUCGUUUCUUUAGACGUAAACGUAAAUAA
Molecule: messenger RNA, 1425 nt
Organism: Porites evermanni
Lineage: Eukaryota; Metazoa; Cnidaria; Anthozoa; Scleractinia; Poritidae
Source: the annotation of a GenBank genome assembly